AUGAGCGGCUCCAAGCGAAAGGCAACCAACACCGGCAACAACAGCAGCAGUAGCAAACGCAAUAGCAUUGGCACUCGCGCACGGAAAGUCAUCUCCUCACCAGAGCCAACACGCAUGCGCACUCGUGGUCAGGUCAAGGCCGAGCGUGCUAUAUCUGAGAAGAGACCAAAGCUGCGCCAUGAUACACGUCAAGACAACGUCUUUGCCAUCAAAGAUAUAGUUGAUGAGAAGUUCAUCCACGGCAAGCGUCACUACAAGAUCGACUGGCAAGACGAUUCCAACACUGGUGAAUCUUUUUCGCCCACCUGGGAGCCUGAGGAGAACGCCAACGAGAACGCUGUCAAGGACUGGGAACUGCAUAAACAGCGCCGAGUCCUUCUCAGUCUCACCUCGGAGAAGGACACUGUCGUUGAACCCUCUGAGGCCUCAACGCCUGGUCAAACUCCCGCUGGUGCCAUCUUCGUUGAGCUGCAAUCGAAAUCGGAUUUCUUGAGGUCAAGGCCAGAUUUUGACCUCUCCGACGUUAUCUUUGUCUCAUCGUCUCAACUUUCACAAUUUCCUCACCCCCACUCUCAGACUGAGCUCGCGCCCUCUCAGUUCUUCGUCGCCUCAUCUCAUCCAUCUCUGGACUUUGUUGCAGAUUCCCAGCCUGUAAACUCGGCUCUUGUAGAGUCUCAGCAAACACAACCCACCACCAGAAACCCAGGCUUCAGUCAAACAACCAUUCCCGACUCUCAGGAUUUCUCUACAGAUCUGUCGCAAGGCCCUAUUAGCGCUAGCUUUGCGGCCCAAGAGCGUAACUCGCCACCAGCAGGCCAGGAGGCUCGGGCCGCAGCGGAAGCAUUCACCAGAGCCGCCACACAACAUCCAUCAUUCGAGUCGUCGACGAUACCAUCUCGUCAGCCGGGCACCGUUCUUGGCUCCUUUGGAACACAUUCGAUCCCCCGUUGGGAGGAAGGAGACUAUCUGGAGGAAGAAGGCCAGCACGGAGCACGGGCAGAGCAUUCGCAAGUAGAGAACCCGGUCUCACGCGGGCACGCGACCAGUUUUGAGGGCUUUUUGAUUCAAGCGGAACUUCAGAUUGGCAGCUCUGACCUGCCAGGCGGCUCGGCAUCACGACGCCUAUCCAGCCACAUCACUUCCCAAAGUGAGCAGCCUUCAAACACCUUGGCUGAGGUGACUCCAACGGACGACUCUCAGCAAGCUGCUCAAAUAGUAUCGCCUCUAGCAGCAGAAGUUCCCCUAUUCCAGACGCAGAACGAGGAAGACUUUUUUACUGCGUCGGAGGACUACGAGGUUGUUCCGGAUACCUUGAAGAAGAGCGAGGGCAAGAGCCAAAUGCACCCCCUUCACCGUCAUUCUGCUGUUCACCCGGAAUCUUGGGCUCAAGAACCACCGCCUGAAUUAUUCGCGGAAAAUAUCGAACCUCAACAAGAUGCGACGAUUAUUGAUUCUGGCAUGGCAUCCUUGAACCCCCCUGCGGCAGCGUUGGGCACAAUUGAGGGCCUAGCUUUACCAUCAAGUGCCUUGAAACAACACAUGGAAGCAAGUCUUGAAGGUAGUGAUGUACCUGCUACUGUCACUCCAUCGGCCCUGCUCGCCUCCGUCGAUCUCAACGUCGCUCCUGACCUUGAAGUUCGACCAAGCAGCGGUUUGCCUGAAGACGCCGAACCUGGCGUUGCAUCAAGUGAGGGCCACGGUGACGUCGUCAUGCACGACGACCAGGACUUCGAUAUUCUUUCCUCCGAGGACAGUGCACCGAACGAGUACCUUGUUCCUAUUCCCCCUGCCGCUAGACUUCGCGCUGAGGUUUUGGACUACAUCAAUGACCACCGUCAAGAAAUACAGACGUUUACUACGGGUGUCUAUCGCGACAUCGCUGCGUCGCCAGAUCACAAAAAUGCCGCCAAAAUCGAUGGAAUGCUUCAGUAUCUCACUGAACUGAGCAACCUACCACCUUACCACAAAGACCUUCCCGGGCUAUCCCAGGAAGAGUGGGUGAGAUAUGCCAGAGACACCAGCAGCAAGCUGUCAUUCGCAUACGAGUUCUUGGAAGAUGCGCAACCUGUGCACACUGCGAACAUUGUGCUUGCAUACGACCAGACCGCCGAGCAUUCUGGCUUGCUCGACCACUACAAGACCGACAGUUUAGACAAACAGGAGCCAUUAGUAUUUUCUCUCGUGGAGGUCUACACGCUCGAACAUAUCAAUCGGCGCCUGUCGCCCGGGAUGGACCCGUUCGAACGGAAGCGGGCACAAGCUCUCUGUGUGGCCUUCCUUUCUAGACAUCUCGAGGACGAGUGGAUGUACGAGCGAAUCCCGCAACCACAUGAAAUGGCGCAGGACUUGAUUCGCUAUCUCGUUGACGAUGAAGGACACUUCACUCACCCUGAAACAAGAUGGGAGACAUGGGAGCACCAGACGGUCCCCGAAGAUGUCUUUGAUCGGUACAAGGCAUUUCGGAGUCGAUAUUUCUCUUCUGGUAGCCGAAAGCGGCGGUUGGACGAAGGCAACGAUGUCUCCGAAACUCCAAAACGGGCCCGGAUUGAGUCACCGCCUGAGAUAAGCGAUGAUUUAAGAAAAUACCUCGGAACCGAUGCCAUUCUCACCGGCAAUCAAGCUCAGAUCUCCAUUGAGAGGCUUGAGGAUCUUGUAGUUCAGGCAAAGGAUUUGAAGGCUGCUUUGGACCAAAAAGGUGAAGAGCUGAGGGGUUGGGUGAAGACUGUGAAGAGCUUCCAGCCUAAAUACCAACAAGCCAUCAGAGAACGCAACAUCUUCGAGGAGGAGCGCAACAAGUUGCUCAAAGAAAAAGACAAAAUGCAGAAAUCGCUCGAUAGCAGCCAGGCAAAGGCGACCAAGCUUUCAGAAGAAAAACACGAGCUUGAAAUGAGAUUGCAGGAGCUGGCAAACUCGGACAAUCCCAACACUACGACAGCCGCCCAACGGGAAUUAGAACUCGCAUCGUCGCGAGAGAACGCGGCGGCUCUUGAGAAGCAGCUAAUAUUCCUGAGAAAGGAUGUCGAAUAUGCGCGCAGCCGGUAUCAGGACGCAUCGGACAAGGCUGCUUCUCUAGGGGAAGAGAACACAACCCUGAAGAGCCAAAUCGCCGAGCUUGAGAAGAGAGCCUCUGAUAAUGUUGUCAAGCUCCGGGGGCUCAGCGUGGAUACGGCCCGCCACGACGCCUGGCGGCUGUACCAGGACGAGAAGGCCCAGCGCCUCAGCGCAGAGCGCGAGCUAGACAGGAAGAAUGACGAGCUGCGCAACUACAAAAGCCGGUUCGGUGGCCGCGAGACUAGGGGGAGCAGUGUUCCCCGUAGUCCUCGCGUCCGCCAAGUGUCCAGCCGCAACACGAGCCCGGUCGGCGACAAUGGGAACGGCGGGAACGGCAGCGGACCAGGCCCAAUCUCAGGCGUCUUUGGUCCGAGGAGCACACAUUUGAAGGAGAACUUCUAG
Diaporthe amygdali is the source of this 3453-nucleotide messenger RNA. RefSeq lists its product as uncharacterized. The record is from RefSeq and is a predicted model, not a curated record. The coding region runs from base 1 to 3453 and encodes 1150 amino acids. Lineage: Eukaryota; Fungi; Ascomycota; Sordariomycetes; Diaporthales; Diaporthaceae. The transcript has 6 exons.